AUGCCUUGUUCACAGGGAUCUUCCACGCUCUUACAACUCCUCGGCGCGCAGUCGGGCAAGGACUUUGAGUUCAAGUCGUGGACGGCGAGCGGCGCGCCCGACAAGUGCUCCAAGUACCGCGGAGUGAAGUGCGAUGCGGAGGGCAAGAUCGUCGCCAUCAACGCCACGACUGCCCGCCUCGUGGGGCCCAUCGACGUACUCUCCUCGCUCGACCAGCUGCAACGCCUCGAUGUGAGUUACAACGGCGACGUGGAGGUGCUGCCGCAGUCGUUCACCAAGCUCAAGAAGCUCAUCCACCUCAAUGUGUACGACUGCUGGAUCAAGGGGCGCAUUCCGUCCUUCCUCGGCCAGCUCACGGCCCUCACAUACCUGAGCGUUGGUGGUAACCCGCUAGAGGGUGCUGUCCCAGCCAGCCUCGGCAACCUUGUCAACCUCGUCUUUCUCAACCUGGCUGGAACAGGGGAGGACGGCAUAGGAGGGGCCUUGCCGUCGAGCUUUGCCAAUCUGAAGAAGCUCAAAGAGCUCUAUCUGCGCAACAACCGCUUCAGCGGGCCUCUGCCGGAGUACAUUGGCUCUUUCACCAACUUGGAGCGCCUCACCGUGAGCAAGAACUACUGGGAGGGUUCCAUUCCCAAGACCCUGUCGCAGCUCAAGAAGCUCAAGUACCUCGGUCUGAUGGAGACCGCUUUUGAGGGCGAGAUCCCAACGUUCCUGGGCACACUUGGUCAGCUCACAUACCUCUCGCAUACCUCUGUUCAACAUCUCCCCACCCACCUCCCCCACCUCUCACCCUCCACUCACGCCCCUCUCGCCUCCCUCUACUCGCACAGCUCCCUGUCCGACACGCGCCUGCACGGCAACGUGCCCACUCACUCACCGCCUUCUCAUUGCCUGGCCCACUCACUCACCGCCUUCUCAUUGCCUGGCCCACUCACUCACCGCCUUCUCAUUGCCUGGCCCACUCACUCACCGCCUUCUCAUUGCCUGGCCCACUCACUCACCGCCUUCUCAUUGCCUGGCCCACUCACUCACCGCCUUCUCAUUGCCUGGCCCACUCACUCACUGCCUUCUCAUUGCCUGGCCCACUCACUCACCGCCUUCUCAUUGCCUGGCCCACUCACUCACCGCCUUCUCAUUGCCUGGCCCACUCACUCACUGCCUUCUCAUUGCCUGGCCCACUCACUCACUGCCUUCUCAUUGCCUGGCCCACCCACUCACCGCCUUCUCAUUGCCUGGCCCACUCACUCACUGCCUUCUCAUUGCCUGGCCCACUCACUCACUGCCUUCUCAUUGCCUGGCCCACUCACUCACUGCCUUCUCAUUGCCUGGCCCACUCACUCACUGCCUUCUCAUUGCCUAGCCCACUCACUCACCGCCUUCUCAUUGCCUGGCCCACUCACUCACUGCCUUCUCGUUGCCUGGCCCACUCACUCACCGCCUUCUCAUUGCCUGGCCCACUCACUCACUGCCUUCUCAUUGCCUGGCCCACUCACUCACCGCCUUCUCAUUGCCUGGCCCACUCACUCACUGCCUUCUCAUUGCCUGGCCCACUCACUCACUGCCUUCUCAUUGCCUGGCCCACUCACUCACUGCAUUCUCAUUUCCCUCUCACGUCUUCUUCCUCCUGCGCAGCUCUCUUCUAGAUCAACCACGUCCUGCCUGCCUGCGCACUCCUUUCUUUCCCUGUCUUGCCUGUAUUCAUCCCGUGCUUAUGUUUGCAUUCUUUCACUGCCCUUCGGGUCAAUUGCCUCUCUGCAUCCCACCUCUCUGCCUUCUCUCAUUUUCUUCCUCACCUGCUUCUUUCCAAGACUCCUCAUCUCUCCACCUUCCACCACCCACUCCCCACCCCUCAGCGACCUUUCUGGCAACUAUUUCUCAGGCCCCAUCCCGGCCUUCCUGCAGCGGGUCAAGAAAGUCAACGCGGCAGAUAACUAUUUCUCCGGCUCAGCCUCCUCCCUUCCCUGCUCCGACGACUUCUCCGUGACGGGCAACUGCCUCUCCUCCGUGCCCUCCAAGUGCGGGGGCACCGCGGGCCAGAAGACCACGCAGGAGUGCAACAAGUUCUGUGGGACGGCCACGGCCACGGGGGCGUGUAGCGGCAAGGGCGUGUGCGUGUUGGAUGUGGCUCUGCUGCUCAAAACACAGGCGUAUGUGCCCAUGUGCAAGUGCCAGUCGGGGUACUGGGCUUCGCACCAGAAGCUGCGAUGCUCCAAGAACAACACUUGA
Closterium sp. NIES-65 is the source of this 2226-nucleotide messenger RNA. NCBI's taxonomy places the organism in Eukaryota, Viridiplantae, Streptophyta, Zygnematophyceae, Desmidiales, Closteriaceae. The record is from the annotation of a GenBank genome assembly.